This is a messenger RNA of Morus notabilis, 1099 nucleotides long. RefSeq names its product 30S ribosomal protein 2, chloroplastic. Gene Ontology annotation, cellular component: cytosol. The record is from RefSeq and is a predicted model, not a curated record. Gene Ontology annotation, molecular function: mRNA binding. Lineage: Eukaryota; Viridiplantae; Streptophyta; Magnoliopsida; Rosales; Moraceae. The transcript is spliced from 4 exons. The coding region runs from base 68 to 826 and encodes 252 amino acids.
AGUUUUGCCUCCAUUUCCACACUUCUUCUCAACUCAGCAGCAGACCCAACUCAAAGUCUCAAAGAAAAUGGCUGCAAUCUCAUCUCUUUCUUCACCACCCAAUCUCUCAGUAAAACCCACUCUCAAAAUCCAACCAAAACUCUCCUCCGUCCAAAUCCCAAUCCUCGGAUUUCACAAAAAACUAACCUUUUCGCAUGAAAUUCAGUCUCUGUCACUGUCUCCGAGUAUACCAUCCCACAGACUCUUCGCCGUGGCAGAAGAAACGGCCUCCGUCAACACGUCUUCCGAGGCCGCGAGGAGACUCUAUGUCGGCAACAUUCCUCGGACUGUCACCAACAACGAACUCGCCAAGAUUGUCGGAGAGUAUGGCGCUGUUGAGAAAGCCGAGGUGAUGUAUGAUAAGUAUUCUGGUAGGAGCCGUCGCUUUGCAUUUGUCACAAUGAAGACUGUUGAGGACGCAAAUGCAGCAAUUGAGAAGCUGAAUGGAACUGAGAUUGGAGGACGAGAGAUCAAAGUAAACGUAACGGAGAAACCCCUGUCGGGAGUGGAUUUGUCACUUCAGGCAGAGGAAUCCCAAUUUGUUGAUAGUCCCCAUAAGGUUUAUGUUGGAAAUCUAGCAAAGAAUGUAACUACAGAAACUCUCAAGAACUUUUUUUCCGAGAAGGGAAAUGUUCUUGGUGCGAAGGUCUCGCGGGUUCCAGGGACCUCGAAAUCCACUGGAUUUGGGUUUGUUAGUUUCUCGUCGGAGGAGAAUGUGGAAGCCGCUAUCUCAUCUUUCAACAAUUCUUUAUUGGAAGGACAACGAAUUCGCGUAAACAAGGCCUAGUGUUAUCUAGCAGAGCUGUGGACUUUUGCAGAGAGUUUUACUUGUAUUUAUUGUAUCCGAGAUUAGGCGUGGUUUCUUCAGAUGACAUAAAAAUUAUGCUAAAUAGCGAUCCAUUUCUGGAUGAUGAUAUUAACACUAGUAGUUCUGUUACUUGAUCGAGAUUAUGCCUUUGUUCUUGGCGGAAACUUAGUUGGGUAACUUUUAUGUUCGGUAAUGCAUAUUUCUGAACGUAAGAUCAUAUCAACAUUAAAAGUGAAAACAUUUUACGGCUUC